AUGGCGGACGGAACGGCACAGCUGAUGGACAUGCUGGAUGGGUCGUGGGACGCAUCGUCGGGGGGAGGAGGAGGAUCAGGGAAAGGCUGGAUCUCGAGAGACGAGCAAGAGCGAUUUCUGCUGUCACUACUCUCUCUCGGUCUAGAUAGAGUGGCUGCAGAACCAGAACGGCUGGCAAACGAGUGCCAUGCGGUCAAGAAGGACACUGAAACACACGCAGUAAGUAAUUACAGUGCUUUUCUUCAGUCAGCAGUCUGCGUUCGGAGUGUAAGGGAGGAGCUGGAACUAAGUGGGCGACUGCUCCAUGAGUUGGCGGCUGAUGUCCCAUCGCUGCAGCGAGCUUGCGAGGAAGUAGAGGAACAUGCGAAGGCGGUGGAUUUGCUGCGAAAACAGACCCAAACAACCUGGAAGAUGCAUGCUCAGCUCCUUGAAGUACUGGAAGUUCCGCAGCUCAUGGAUACGGCUGUGAGAAAUGAGUAUUAUGAGGAAGCGCUUGAACUGGCAGCCUUUGCCCGACGCUUGCGAGCGCGGCAUCAAGAGAAUACCCUAAUUGAAUCUCUAUUUCAAGCCGUCGAACGCAGUGAGAACAACAUGCUCUAUCAACUCCUGCAAAAACUUCAGAGUCAUAUCCAACUGCCAGUCUGCCUGCAUGUGAUUGGUGUCCUCCGACGACUUGGUAGGCACAGCGAAGAAGAUCUUCGCUUUAUUUUCUUGGAAUGUAGAGACUUGUGGCUUCAGUCAGCAUUUGACGAAGCUGAGAAGUCUGGACCAGUUUAUCAAUCACUUAGCAAAAUUACAGACUUGGUAAGGGUUCAUAUCUUUGAGAUCGUCACACAAUAUCGAGCUAUUUUCUUGGAUUUCUCCUCAUCCCAGGAGAUGGAAGGAUCAGCAGAUGGAGGGCUUCUCUAUGCAUGGGCGAGCAGGAGGAUCACAAACUUCAUUUCAGUCCUCAAUCAGGGCCUACCGCGAAUCAAAGAGUGCAGUCAGAUAUCGAGUCUGCUGGACAAGGUGAUGUACUGUGGCGCGUAUUUGGGUAGGGAAGGACUUGAUUUUAGAUCGGCAGUUGGUGAAAUCUUUGAGAUGAGAAUGCUUGAGAUUAUACAGCUCUCUCUUUCGAACGCACGAGACGCAUAUGAACAAUCCUUGGCUGCACAAAAGCUCAACUCAAUGCCUGAGGCUGUCAAGACUCGCUACGAAGAGAAUGCAACAGGAGUUAUGAGUCCGCCGUCAAUCUUCUUGAAUUUUAUUCCUUUGGCACUUCUUUGCAACAAGCUGAUGGACUCUUUGAAUGAGCUUCGAGAAUGUGCAAUGAUAACAUGCAGGCAGAGGGCAACAGGCAUGAUAGUUGAAGUUCUUUGCUGCUGUGCAGAACAGACAGCAGCGAACUUUGCUGAGAUUGAGUCUUCUUUGUCCAAGGGGGAUCGCAAACACAUGGUCGACCUGGUAUCAUAGAUUGUGUUGUAUCUUCCGCUGCGCAGAUCGUUGACCUUGGAUGAAGAUCAAGACCAUGAGUGGCACUCUCGUUCCUUUCAUCCUUAACUGCGUGCAGUAUCUCUUUGGCAUCCGAGAGCAGCUAGAAAGGAUGGAUGUUCACAGCAUUACGCGGCCACUUCAGGACUUGAUCGAGAUCGAAGAGGAGGCCGAGCGAGAGGCUGCAAGACUGCUUGCUAAGCGUCAAGCUGAGGAGGAGGAGAUGAGAAAGAAGCAGGAGGAGGCGGCGGCUCUUGCAAGGCAGAAAGCUGAGGAGGAGAUUGCCGAGGCGCGUCGACGAGCAGAAGAGGCCAUUCGAGGGACAAGCGAGAAAAAUCAGGAGGAUAAAGCUGAAGACGCAGAAGAUUCAAAACAUGAACAUCAUGAAAAGAAUGGGGAUGAAGAAAAUCGUCAUGCUGCCUCUACUGAAACAGAAGGGGUCGUGUCUUCAGACGAUCUGCCGGCAGAGUUACACGAAGCAGACAAGCAUCAUUCUGACGAAAACGCAUAGAAGUCAGCCAGUCGAUCCUCAUAUCUUCUAGACAUCUUGAAAUAGAAUUUCUAAAUUUUC
Molecule: messenger RNA, 2041 nt
Organism: Guillardia theta CCMP2712
Lineage: Eukaryota; Cryptophyceae; Pyrenomonadales; Geminigeraceae
Gene: COG8
Product: oligomeric Golgi complex component 8
Exons: 19
Coding region: 1-1452 (483 amino acids)
Biological process (GO): intra-Golgi vesicle-mediated transport
Cellular component (GO): COG complex
Source: RefSeq, a predicted model, not a curated record